Leishmania braziliensis MHOM/BR/75/M2904 is the source of this 924-nucleotide messenger RNA. RefSeq lists its product as hypothetical. The transcript has a single exon. Bases 1 to 924 code for a protein of 307 amino acids. Lineage: Eukaryota; Euglenozoa; Kinetoplastea; Trypanosomatida; Trypanosomatidae. The record is from RefSeq and is a predicted model, not a curated record.
AUGUUUCGUUCUCCUUUUCUUCGCUACGCCCCUACCGGUGCGGCGAAGGUACCGGAGCAGCUGCCUGAGUGGGCGAUCAAAAAGCGCACGUACCUAAGCUUGGCACUGGACCGAUGGGCACUAAAAUUGCAACGCUUAGCCACGAAAGUAAUCGCCGUUAGUGAUCGUAUGAUGGGCGUGCAGCCGAAGGAGGAGCUCUAUCGCAUUCCGCGUCUCCUGAAGGUGAGUGGGAAGCGACCGACGGUCAUGGAUAACUGUUUCAUUGCGCCAAGCGCUCUAGUCACCGGUGAUGUGCAUGUGGGGCGAAAGAACUAUAUCGGUUAUAACGCCAUCCUUCGUGCCGAAGAGGGAGAGAGCAUUCACCUUGGCGAGAGCUGCAACGUGCAGGAAAAGGCGGUAGUCACGGGAAACACAACAGUGGGCAAGUGGACUACGAUUGAACCCAUGGCCAUAGUCGAGUCUGCUGACAUUGCAUCAUGCUCGUUUGUAGGAGCGGGCGCAAUUGUGAUGAAGGGUUGUAGCAUCGAGUCCGGUGCUAUGCUGUGCGCGGCGAGCGUUCUGCAGUCGGGCGCAAUUAUCCCUUCCGGUGAGAUGUGGGCCGGCAACCCGGCUCAGAAAGUGGCGUACCUCACGGAGAAGGAGAAAGAUGACAUUAUCAAGUCUGCCAAGCAUUCCGUCCUUCUCGCUAUCGAGCACCACGACUCGUGGGAGCUCACCUGGGAGGAAAUCGAGGACCAGCGCGACGCUCGAGAACUGUUUGCGCGGUACGCCGAAAGCAACCGAGAGCUGCGUAUCAAGGCUAUGUACAUCAAGGAGCCGCCACGACCGAAUCGGAAGAAGAUGGGCCGCCGCACGCCGCAGGAGGUGAUGGAGGGUAGCGAGAACACUCCCGCGCUGGCUGAGAGUAUGCACCAGGGUUACUAA